Messenger RNA from Planococcus citri (citrus mealybug), 5675 nucleotides. Its product is annotated as heterogeneous nuclear ribonucleoprotein 27C-like. The record is from RefSeq and is a predicted model, not a curated record. Bases 147 to 1340 code for a protein of 397 amino acids. Gene Ontology annotation, biological process: regulation of translation; central nervous system development. The transcript is spliced from 11 exons. Gene Ontology annotation, molecular function: mRNA binding. Lineage: Eukaryota; Metazoa; Arthropoda; Insecta; Hemiptera; Pseudococcidae. Gene Ontology annotation, cellular component: cytoplasm.
AUGUACCAUUCAGUCAUAGGUUUAGAGAGUGUUGUCUGUUGUUUUGGAGUUUUAACUUUUCUACGUUUCUCUUUUUUAAGUUUAGUUUAUUUUAAAUUUAAUAUUAUUCUUUAUUUAGUUAUUUUUAAGUUCGAAACUAAAUUAAAAUGAUAAAUAGAGUAAAACCAGACGUGGAAGAUGAUGAAAGAGGGAAAUUAUUUAUCGGUGGUUUAAGUUGGGAAACCACCCAAGAAGAUUUACAAAGAUAUUUCGGACGUUUUGGAGAAGUAAUCGAUUGCGUUGUUAUGAAAAAUAGCGAAAGUGGCAGGUCAAGAGGAUUUGGAUUCGUAACAUUCGCUGACCCGGCCAACGUAGAUGUUGUAUUACGUAGCGGACCUCAUGUUUUAGACUCCCGAACGAUUGAUCCCAAACCAUGUAAUCCUAGAAGUCUACAAAGGAAGAAGAAUAACGUCAACUAUCCUAAAGUAUUUUUAGGCGGAUUACCUACAACUUGUACAGAAACUGAUCUACGUAAUGUUUUCUCAAGAUUUGGAAAUGUCAUGGAAGUUGUUAUUAUGUAUGAUCAAGAAAAGAAAAAAUCCAGAGGAUUUGGUUUCCUUUCAUUUGAAACGGAAGAUGCAGUCGAUAGAUGUGUUAUGGAACACUUCGUAUCAGUUAAUGGUAAACAGGUUGAAAUCAAGAGAGUUGAAAUGCGCGACAAAAGUGCUUCAAAUGGGCAAUGGGGACAAAACAUUAUGAGUAUUGGUACUGGUAAUGGGCCAAUUGGGUCAAUCGAUCCGAACAGCAUGUCUCAAGGAUACUUAGGGUGGGGAUCGGCAGGAUACGGAUACGGUAAUCCAUCAGCAUCAGCCGGAUAUCAAAAUUGGGGAGCACCGGCUACGCCGCAAGUGCCUACGCAUUGGAGUUCGACCUACGGUACACCAAAUCAAACUACCGCGUACGGUUCUUAUGGUGCUCAAGCAGCCCCGCCUCCGCAAGCCGGAUAUGGUGGUAGUUGGAAUUGGGGAAUUCAACAAAACGGCUCAGCUCCUCCGCCGACCGCUGCCGCCGCUGGAUACGCGUCCCAAGGCGCGCCUCAUCCUGGAGCUCACCAGGGUGAUAUGUAUACUAGAGCUGGUGCUAUUGAACCAUCGUCAGCCGCGAGUAAUCCUCAGAAAACAGAUUACGCCGGUUACGGAGGAUACGGAGCCUAUCAACAGGAUUCAGCUAAUUAUGGGGCACCGCGUAGUUACACCGCUCCGGACGGUUUAGCGCCUCCGGGAAUGAACUCAAGCGCAGGGGCAACGGGUGCCGGAUCUUACGGCAAAGCGUACGAUUACAAAGAAUGGCCGGCGUCUUGACUAAAUUAUUAUUGAAAGAGGUGUUGCCUCGGGGAUCGGAAAUGGGGCCGAUUUUUCUAUACUUUUUUUUCUUCUUUUUUUUUCGUUCUUUUUGUUUUGGAUGGAAAAAGAUACAUAACUGAUUAAUAGAAAAAAUUUUUACUUACUUUUCUCUAACAUUCUUUGUAUAUUACUGUAUGUUUUUUUAUCUUUUAUUUUUUAUUUUAUUUAUUUAUCAUUUUUCUCUUUUUUUCUUUUUCCUUUCUUUUUUUUUUUGGUUUAUUAUUAUUUUUUCGUUUCUAUAUCGCGGGCGUGUUAGUGUGUGUGUGCGUGCGUGCUGCGUGGUUAUUAUCUGUAGUAUAUUGAGAAAGCGUUUUGGCUUUUUUGGGUAUUGAACAAAAUUUACGUUUGUAUUUUUCUACGCUUAACUUUCGUAUGGUUUUCGGUUUUGUUUUUUUUUUAUUUUAUUUUGGACGCGUGAAAAUAAAUUUUACAGUAAAAUACGAUCGGGUGUAAUUUCUUGCGAGCCGAGAGCGUGUUGAAGAGGAAGAAAAACAGAAUAUCGAAUAUUUUUACGUGUAUUUUUUUUUUCGUUUGUUUGUUUGUUUCUUUAUGAUUCUGAAUUAUUUUUAUUAUUUUCGUUUUCUCUGUUUUUUGUUUUCGUUUUCGUUUUUUUUUUUUUGUUUCUCUUUUUCUUCGGUAUACAUAAUUUUUUUCCCUACAUUUUCUAAGUAACUUACAGGGUUGCCGUUCAGACUGGUUCUGUUCUUAAGAAAAUUACCUUUAAUGACGUUGACUUUAAUUUAAAAACGAUAAUAUUUUUCGUAUUUUCAUCGUCGUUUUAUCAUCGUUUGAUUUAUUUUAGUUUUUUUUUUAGUUUUUGCAAAACCAACUUAAGGAUUUCGUAGUACAAAUUAUCGUUUUGAAAAUGAUUCAUUUGUGUAUAUUUACGACACCUGGCCGUUCUUUUCGCCAAUCAGCCGUAUAAUGAUCGAGUAAACGAGCAGGUAGGGGACGGGAAGGAGAAAUUGAUGAAAAAAAAAAAUGAAGAAAAUUUUCACGAAAAUUGACAGGAUCAUGUUGAAGGGUGGUGGGAAGGGGGCACGGGUAAGUCUGUACGAUUUAAUGUAUUUUAGGUUCUCGUUAGGAGAAAUAAUUUAAUUAAUUAAGAGUAAAACAUCAACAAUAACAAUAACCAACGCGCUCAGGGAUUUUUUUCUUGUAUUUAAAUCGCUCGUAAGUAGUAUUUUGAGAAACAGUAGAACUUGCAAAAAUAACACUAGCGAAAAAAUUUUCAAUAAAAUUGAAAAACAAACAAACCAACCAACCGACUAUUUCUUCCAUUGCACCGCGUAGUAUGUUGUAUUUUUUUUCCAAUUGAAAACCGCUAAUUAUCGUGUAUGGUUUAAGUACUAUUUUUUUGUUCUUUGUUGUGUGUUGCUUGAAAUUUUAGAUAUUUUUCGGGAAUAACGCAGAGUCAUAAUCAUAAUACGAGAGAAACGAGUUGCGCGCGAUUUUUGGGUAAAUUUCGGGAUUUUUCCAUCGGUGGUGACGGUAGUCACGCGACAGUCAAAAUGAUAUUACGUUGAAAAAAAAUUCGCAACAAAAAUAGAAUUUAAGGGUUUACGUGUAAUAAAUUAUAGAAGAAAAAAUGAGAAAAAAUUUUUAUGGAAAAAAAUCAUCAAUUUUUGUUAUACUGUACUGUAUACAAUGAACUUUCAUAUCCCAUGAAAUCAAACGCAUUGAAUUUCUUUUAUUUUAUUUACUUCUUUGUUUUUUUUUAAAAUUCAUUUGUAUUUUGACACAGUAUAUCUUACUACAUAUUAAAUAUACAUUUUUUUUUUGUUUUUCAAUAAUUGUAGGUAAACUUAUCUAAAAAAAAUUUAAAUUGAAAAAAAAGGAAACUAAGAGUGAUAAAAAGAAAAAAUUUUUUGAAAAAAAAAUAAACCGUUAGCGUUUAUUGUUUUUUAUGAGCUUAUGGAGACUUUUACUUAUUUAGAGUAAUCGUUCGUCUCGUUUUUUUCUCUUUAUUUUAUUUUUUUUUCUUUCAUUAUUUUAAUUAUUAUUUUACAGCAGUUGUUUUACAUUUAGACAAUGAAGACUGUUAAUUAAUUUUAAGCAGAGUUUUAAAUAUAAAAAUACACGUGGUACAAUAUGUCUAUGUUAGUCUCUUUUACCAGUUUUAUGUCCUAAAUUAUUGUUUUCUUUUUUUAAACGGUUGAUUUUUUUUUCUUGGUUGCAAAAAAUUGAAUGUUUGGGGGACUGUUCGGAGCGAUGAUUGGGAAAUUCAUUUUGCGGACAAGGUUGCAUUUUUUUUUGUUCUGUUUAGUUUUCGUUUGUCGUUUGUUUCUUUUUUUUGUUUGGUUUUUUUCUCUGUUCAUUUUUUAUUUUUUGAAAAAAAAAGGUCACACUAUCGCUUUUCUCGAAUGUUUUCUAAUUUGAUAUCAGUUCCCUUUAAAUGCAACGUUUGUGUAAGUUUUUACUACAUUGGGAUAUGUUUUUUUCCUUUCCUCUUUUAUUUUUUGAUAAUUGAUUUUUACCUAUUUUUUUUCUGUAUAAAUAUACCAUCCACAUUGUUAAAUUUUAUUUUAAAGUAUAACGCAACAUUUUAUAUGGUUAAAUUGAAUUUUUUCUGUAUAAAGUUUUCCUGAAAUUGGACUUUUUUUUUUCUUUCGUGUUAUCGAUGAGAAAAAUUUGAAUAUAGUUGUUUUUUUCUAGUACCUACUUAGAGUAUAAUGAAUAAUGAUUUAAUCCGUAUUUGCGUGUGUAUUUGUAAAAUAAUAAUUUUUUGUCAUUCAGAUUGAUUAAGCGUGUUUCGGUAACUCUCGUCUCUUAUGAUAAUAUUAUAUUAUAAAAUCUAAUGAUAUACGAUCAUAGUACCUGAAUGUUCUAUGUAUUAUUUAUGUCCUAAAUUAAAUUAACUACUACAGAUUUAAGUUGUGUUCAAAGUGUUGACGCUGUAUUUUGAUUCUAUAUAUUUUUUUUUUUCAUUGCAUAAAAGUAAUAAUAACGAGUUAACGAUAAAUUUUUAAAUUUAAAGUAAAAAACGAUGACCUACCAUUAUGAUUAACGAAAUGAACAGUAUAGUAUUUGUUAAUAUUUUUCUUUCCUUUUUUCUCGUAAUUUAAGAACUGGCGUUUUUUUGGCGUGCUGUCUCUUCGUGUUUUUUUUUCUUUUUUAAUAUAUAAUAACUAUUUUACAUAAAGAACGAUAAUUUUUGAAAAAAAUUCGAUUUUUACCCUCAUUAGCGUUUAAGGUGUUAAUAAGAUCGCCGUUCAGCUCUCUUGAAUUUUAACAGGAACGGCGUUAAAUAUGUUUGCGAAAAUCGUGUUUUCUUUUUUUUUUCGAGUUUAAUGCAUACGGAUAUAAUAAGCUGUCUCAUUCGGCCAUUUUUUUUUCGACGAAUCUUUAAAUGUUAAGAAUGACCAAUUAAUAGUUAGAAUGAAAUCCUACUAUACCAGUUUGCAUACACGCGUUUUAUUAUUAAAACUUUUUUGUCAAGGCUUUUUAAGUAUAGGGGUUCUACCACUUAUAAGUUUAAAAUAUUUUAAUAUCUUUUUUUUUUUUAUCAAUUUAAACAUCAUUACACAUUUUUUUCCUCUUCUAUAUUGGUGACUUUUUUUCCAACGUUAAUAUUGUACUAAUUUGUAUAAAAUAUCAAGUCUUUGAAGUUUUUUUUUUCUAUGUUUUAAUUAAUCGGCUUGCUAAUGUUUACGUGUGUUUUUUUUUUCUAUAUUAUGUAAUUUUUUUUGCAUGUUUUAAAUUAUGGGAAAUAUUAUUGAAAAACGACGACGGGGAAACUUAUAUACGGAAUAAGAUUUUAAAAAAUAAAAAUUUAAUAUUGUAGAUUUUCUUACCGCAACUCUAUAAAAGUAAGCAUUUGUGAUUUUAAUUAUAACGUUAAUUUAUCGUUCCCGAAUUUCCAGAAUUGUUUUGUAAAGUGCGUGAAUGUGCAUUUUAAAUGUUUUCUUUUCUUUUUUUUAAUUAUUUUACUCUUUAAUUUCCCUAUCUUUUUUUCCUUUGAUUUUUUUCUGUUUUUAAAUCAGAACCGUACACUAUAAGUUGUGAGAUUAGUUGUAGCGAAAAAUGUUAAGAAAAAACUGACGUUCUGACGCCUUAUUUUAACGCAUAUAUUUUUAACAAGCCUAUACGUUAUUCUGGUUACAUAGAUUUUAGUGUGUAAGUUUUUAUUUUAUAGAUGUAUUAUUUUAUUAUCUGGUAGUUAUUUGUAGAGCGUAUAGUAAUAUCCUUCUUCAGUGUAUAAGGUAUAUCGUGUUAUCGCGUUUGAUAUAAUUAUAUUCUACAUUACUUUUGUUGGACUUUUUUCCUGCACCUUAAUAAAUAUUUCUGAUUUCA